Molecule: messenger RNA, 516 nt
Organism: Penaeus indicus
Lineage: Eukaryota; Metazoa; Arthropoda; Malacostraca; Decapoda; Penaeidae
Product: ADP-ribosylation factor-like protein 3
Exons: 4
Coding region: 100-516 (138 amino acids)
Biological process (GO): cilium assembly
Cellular component (GO): cytoplasm; microtubule cytoskeleton
Molecular function (GO): GTP binding; GTPase activity
Source: RefSeq, a predicted model, not a curated record
AUUGGCAACCCUUCCCGGGCAGGAAAGUCGACCUGGAGGAACAAAAAUUUUUUUCUCUAAGUCAAUUUUAGCUAAAAUUUUCUCCCUUUUUUGACGAAAAUGGGCCUCCUCUCCCUCCUCCGCAAGCUCAAAUCGGCUCCAGACCAGGAGAUACGCAUCCUCCUGCUGGGGCUCGACAACGCGGGCAAGACGACCCUCCUGAAGAAGAUGGCCUCGGAGGAGAUCAGCCAGACGACACCGACACAGGGGUUCAACAUCAAGUCGGUGCAGUCAGACGGGUUCAAGCUCAACGUCUGGGACAUCGGGGGACAGAGGAAGAUCCGGCCGUACUGGAGGAACUACUUCGAAAACACCGAUGUGCUGAUCUACGUAAUUGACAGUGGAGACCGCAAGCGCUUCGAAGAGACAGGACAGGAGCUCGGAGAGAUACUUGGCGAGGAGAAAUUGGCAGAAGUAAGGUUUUCCGAGGAUCAAAAUUUUCCUGAGCGUCUGAAAAUUGCUUUAAAUGAAGUGUAG